Molecule: messenger RNA, 1215 nt
Organism: Mollisia scopiformis
Lineage: Eukaryota; Fungi; Ascomycota; Leotiomycetes; Helotiales; Mollisiaceae
Product: Cloroperoxidase
Exons: 2
Coding region: 309-1040 (243 amino acids)
Molecular function (GO): peroxidase activity
Source: RefSeq, a predicted model, not a curated record
GUUGUAUGUCUCUGGUCGUACCGGCAAUCUGCACCAUCAAGUCGUGGCGCACGGUAUAACCGGCCACAGCGGUGUAUGGGUAGAGAUGACAGCUACCUUGCAGGGCGUAAGGCUGGUCCCGUUCUCGUAGAAUAUGAAGUGGGGAUCUGCUUUAACUUUAUUUCUACCUUUCUUGUUCUUCUCUCCUGUUCAGUCGAUUUGGCGAUUGAUAUCUUGCUUCGCUGUACUGCUAGUUCGUCGUUCUUCCGCAUCGCCAGCAUCCCGAAGAUUUAUACCCUUUCUUGGGAGCUGAUUCCAAGCUUGCAACCAUGUAUUUGACGUUGAUCAGCAUCGUGAAGAGUAUCUUCUCUUCCAGCCACAGCAAAGGAGUAGUAGCUCCCGCCUCCGAAGAAAACGAAGACCAUGUCUACAUCAAAGGCAACCCCGACGACCGCGGUCCUUGCCCCGGCCUCAACGCCCUCGCAAACCAAGGCUACCUCCCCCGCGACGGCAAAAACCUCACCUUAGCCCAAGUAGAAACCGCCCUCAAGAACGGCCUCCACAUGACCCCCCUUCUCGCCACCUCCCUAACCAACGCCCUCAAACCCCUCCUCCGCAAAGACAAAACCUUCGACCUCGCCGACACGCGCCGCCACAACGUCAUCGAGCACGACAACUCCUUCACGCGGCACGACCUCUGGCAAGGCGACAACUACACCUUCCAGCCCGACAUGCUAGCCGCGAUCCUCGACGACGCGGACGGGGGCCCCAUCACACUCAAGAGCCUCGCCAAGAGUUUCAAGCGGAGGGAUAGAGAGCAGAAGGCGAUUGGGGCGCCGAAGUUGCCGCUGAAGUUGUGGUUUGUGCGGGUGUUGAAUAUUGCGGGGAGUAUUAAUACGGCGGCGUUGCCGAAGGGGAGGGUGCCGAGGGAGGUGUUUGAGCAGCUUUUUGCGGAGGAGAGGUGGGCGGGGGUUAUUUUGGAGAAUCAGAAGACGAGGAGUGUGGCGACGUUGUUGUAUAAUGCGGUGGUGCUGGUGUGGUAUGUUGUUACUGGGCCGUAGGUUGGAGAGUGAGAGAGCUACGGAUUUGCUUAAGGGGUGUGUUGGUUUGGUUGUUCAGCGUGUUUCUUUUGUUUUGCUUGAAAAGAGUUGAAAUUGGUGAUGGAUCUGGUUGGCAUUCAGAAGAAGGAUAUACAGAUACCAAAAAAUGACAACUCUUCAAAUAUAUGUAUUGACC